Messenger RNA from Saprolegnia diclina VS20, 333 nucleotides. RefSeq lists its product as hypothetical. The transcript has 2 exons. The record is from RefSeq and is a predicted model, not a curated record. The coding region runs from base 1 to 333 and encodes 110 amino acids. Lineage: Eukaryota; Oomycota; Saprolegniomycetes; Saprolegniales; Saprolegniaceae.
AUGCUCACGUGCACGAUGGUGUACUCGUUCCACGCCAGCGUUCAACUCGUGGCCAAAGCGUUCUGGGCCACCUUUGCGCUCGAGAAGGCGUUGCCACUCGAGUCGGGUGCGCUUCUGCCGCUGCCAGGCGUGGACGAGUUGACGUGCUACAUCAAGCUCUUUCUGCGCUUCCCAGGCAACUUUGAGUUGCAUGGCAACAUUGCUUGCAAGCGCUACGACGAGUCCGACACGCGUGUUGCGUUCACGACCAAGUCUGUUCUGGAAGAUGACGUGUACCCGUAUCCGCCUGAAGUCUACGUGCCCCAAGAAACGGGCUGGUGCACAUCGCACUGA